Messenger RNA from Closterium sp. Naga37s-1, 2571 nucleotides. The record is from the annotation of a GenBank genome assembly. Lineage: Eukaryota; Viridiplantae; Streptophyta; Zygnematophyceae; Desmidiales; Closteriaceae.
AUGCAGCUGAUCGUGAAGACAUUGGGUGGUGACGUGGCACGAGCCGAGGCGCAGGAGUACGGACGGAUGGAUAUCGUGGCGGAUUGCGAUUCGGCGCUCUUUGGCGGGAGCGACGCGGGAGGCGAGGAACCUGAGAAGAAGAAGGCGAAGAAUGAAUCGCGACAGACCGUGUGGAUGAGCCACGGCGACGAGGCGACGAAGCUUCCAGAGGGGUUCAGAGUGGUGGCGCGCAGCGAUCAGGGCACGGUGGUGGCAAUUGAGUGCACGACACGCAAGAUAUUCGGCCUGCAAUACCACCCUGAGGUGACCCACACCCCCAGGGGCAUGGAGACGCUUCGCCGCGUAGUCUUUGACAUUGGAGGCGCGCACGCUGAUUGGCAGAUGCAGGAGGUGCUAGAUGAGGCGAUCUCAGCCGUCCAAGCGGCAGUGGGCCCAGUGAAGCAUGCGGUGUGCGCGCUGUCGGGCGGCGUUGACUCGACUGUAGCGGCGACGCUGGUGCACCGCGCGAUUGGGGACCGCCUGCACUGCAUUUUCGUGGAUAACGGACUGCUGCGGUUCCAGGAGCAGCAGCGCGUGAUGGCGAUGUUUGAGGCGGACCUGCACCUGCCAGUCACCUGUGUGGAUGCAUCUGACCGCUUCCUCUCCAAGCUCAGGGGCGUCACAGAUCCCGAGAAAAAGAGGCGCAUCAUCGGGGCGGAGUUCAUUGGCGUUUUUGAUGAUUUUGCGAGUGAACUGGAGGCGAAGCUGGGGCACCGACCAGAGUGCCUAGUGCAAGGUGGGUGGACCACAUUUGAGCUUUGUCGGGUUUGCAGCAAGACGGAGAGAGGGAGGGAGAGGAAGAGGCGCAACAAUGGGGCGGAGUUCAUUGGAGUAUUUGACGACUUUGCCAGUGAACUGGAGGCGAAGUUGGGGCACCGGCCCGAGUGCCUGGUGCAAGGUGGGUUAGCUGCUGGCUCAGGAUGGUGUGAUUCGCUUGGGUUGAAGCAAGGGGAGAGACAAGGAGGGGACGUGGCGCUUGUUCUCCUCUUCAAGCUCAGGGGCGUCAUGGAUCCCAAGAGGAGGGAGGGAGGCGCAUCAUCGGGGCGGAGUUCGUUGGAGUGUACACUUUAUCCGGACGUGAUUGAGUCGUGCCCGCCGCCUGGCAGUGGGAAGAAGCACUCGCACACCAUUAAGAGCCACCACAACGUGGGUGGUUUACCCGAGAAUAUGCGCUUUACCCUCGUGGAGCCCCUCAAAUGGCUGUUCAAGGACGAGGUCGAGGUGAAGGAGAGGAGGAGAGCAAAAAGGGGGGCGGGAGGGGAGGAGUGGAGUGGGUGGUGCGCAAGAUUGGAGCUCUCCUCAACGUCCCCGCCUCCUUCCUCUCCCUCCCCUCGUUUCCCCCCUCCUCGUCUCCCUGCUUUCCUCACUUCCUCCUCUCCCCCCUCCCUCCCCUCCUCCCUCUCCCCCUUCGCCCCCUCCCAGGUUCGCAAGAUAGGAGCUCUCCUCAACGUCCCUGCCUCCUUCCUCUCCCGCCAUCCCUUCCCUCUCCUCCCCCAGAUUCCAGAAUACAAGAAAAUGACUCUCUUUCGCCUCGUCUCUUUCUCUCCCGACUUCUCCCCCCCUCUCGGCCCCUCCCAGGUGCGCAAGAUAGGAGCUCUCCUCAACGUCCCUGCCUCCUUCCUCUCCCGCCAUCCCUUCCCUCUUCUCCCCCAGAUUCCAUUAUACAAGCAAAUGACUCUCUUUCGCCUCUUCUCUUUCUCUCCCGACUUCUCCCCCUCUCGCCCCCUCUCAGGUGCGCAAUAUUGGAGCUCUCCUCAACGUCCCCCGCUUCCUUCCUCUCCCGCCAUCCCUUCCCCGGACCUGGCCUUGCGGUUCGGGUGCUGGGGGACGUGUGUGCCGAUGGGGCGCUCGACACUAUUCGCCAGGUACGGGCUGGGCUCUGCUGCAGUUUACCUGAUUGGGUUGCAUCUGCUCUGGUGCAUUCAACCUUGCAGUUCGGGUGCUGGGGGAAGUGUGUGCAGAUGGGGCACUCGACACCAUUCGCCAGGUGCUUUCAAUUUUGCGGUUCGGGUGGUGGGGGACGUGUGUGCAGAGGGGGCGCUGGACACCAUUUGCCUGUGCAGCUGCCAAAAGGGACUCCUUGCCCAUGCGAUUCAGUGUUUUCAAAACGCACACCAAAGAGACGCACUCAGUGCCCCCCUCAUGCCUGUUCUUCUACUGCCACAUCUCCAUCUCUCACCCCUCUCGUCUGCUCGUCCCGCUGCUCCCCUCGUCCCGCUUGCCCUUCCCUCAUCUUUCUCCUCGUCCAGGCCUGUACGACCAGAUCUGGCAGGCGUUCAUUCUUCCCCCGUCUUUCCUCCCUGCUCCCCAUGUUCCCCUGGUUCUGUUCCCCUGGCCCAUUCUGAGCAUCAGGUGGAUGAGAUUUUCAUCAAUUCAAUCAAGGAGGCUGGGCUGUACGACCAGAUCUGGCAGGCGUUUGCCGUCUUCUUGCCGGUGCGGUCGGUGGGAGUGCAGGGCGAUAGGCGCACCCACUCCCACGUGGUGGCUCUCAGGGCGAUCACCAGCCAAGACGGCAUGACAGCAGACUGGUGA